UUUUGGUCUUAUCUUCAGUAUUAGUUGCAUAUGUUACGGCAAGCGGGGUGAAUGUAACAGAUCGGUUUUUUUGUAAUUUUCUCUUCCAAUUUAUCUAUUUUGCAAUUGCCUCAUGAAAUCCAUGCGAAGAGUGCACUUUUUUAAGUUAUAUUUUUAGUUUGCAUGCCAAUUUUCUGUUUAUUUUUUAAAUCAUUUUCUACACGACUCCCAUUUCAUCAACAAUACAUCUUCGUAAGUGAGGAUGAUAUAUUGAAUAGGUGCACAAAAAUAUUGUAAAUAAUAAAGUGCGACCUAAUAAAACGGCUUGAGGUGGAAUCCAAUCGAGUGGAUAAUUUUAAUCAACGUUUUUCAUAAAUUUGAUCGUUUUUGAUUGCUCAAUAUGGAAGAUCACAGUGGACAUACGCAUCAUGGAAUGGAUCAUGGAAUGGAUCACGGCAUGGAUCAUUCCCAGAUGGGUCACGAUCACUCUGGACACAGUGCUCAUGGGGACCAUUCGGGACACGAUGGUAACAGUCGUAAUUGCUGUGGAGAUAGCGGGGGAGGUCACAUGGAACACAUGAUGGAUAUGACUUUCCACUUUUCUUGCAAAGAAACAAUUCUGUUCAAGGAAUGGGACAUCGAUUCGGUUGGUGGUCUCAUUGCAUCGGUUCUGGUGAUUGCAGUCAUGGCCGCUCUUUACGAAGGAUUGAAAUAUUAUCGCGAAUACUUGUUCUGGAAAACAUACAAUAGCCUACAAUAUCGGGCCGUCACACUCCCAGACAAGACUGCCGUUGUAGGUGCCAGCAGCGAAGAUACGACUCGAGUGAACAUGGUUGGUGAGGUCAUGCACAGACAACCGCCAAAAAUGACCAGUUUCAUGCACAUUUACCAGACGUUUCUUCAUGUCGUACAAGUAACGCUGAGCUUCUUGCUGAUGUUAAUAUUCAUGACAUACAACGUAUGGCUUUGCAUGGGCGUUGUUGUCGGAGCGGCAAUCGGCUACUUUUUAUUUGGAUGGAAAAAAUCGGUCAUUGUUGACAUUACGGAGCACUGCCACUAACCGCUCAACGAUUCUUGUUAUGCAAAAGACAUUUUAUCAAACGUUGGCCACACGAAUAAAACAUUACUAUUUAUAGGCGUAUCAAAUUGUAAACAAACAUUUUUUUCUAAUUAUUUUGAAAAUUUUAUUUUGAAAAUAACUUACAGGCAAAUGAAAUGAACGGAAUUUAAAAUAAAAACAUCGGAUAUAAAUGGAA
Sitodiplosis mosellana (orange wheat blossom midge) is the source of this 1235-nucleotide messenger RNA. RefSeq names its product high affinity copper uptake protein 1 (gene Ctr1A). Bases 380 to 1039 code for a protein of 219 amino acids. The record is from RefSeq and is a predicted model, not a curated record. Gene Ontology annotation, molecular function: copper ion transmembrane transporter activity. The transcript has 6 exons. Gene Ontology annotation, cellular component: membrane. Lineage: Eukaryota; Metazoa; Arthropoda; Insecta; Diptera; Cecidomyiidae. Gene Ontology annotation, biological process: copper ion transmembrane transport.